Molecule: messenger RNA, 1383 nt
Organism: Trichoplusia ni (cabbage looper)
Lineage: Eukaryota; Metazoa; Arthropoda; Insecta; Lepidoptera; Noctuidae
Product: alpha-2-macroglobulin receptor-associated protein
Exons: 7
Coding region: 84-1157 (357 amino acids)
Biological process (GO): regulation of receptor-mediated endocytosis
Cellular component (GO): endoplasmic reticulum; endomembrane system
Molecular function (GO): low-density lipoprotein particle receptor binding; heparin binding; receptor antagonist activity
Source: RefSeq, a predicted model, not a curated record
GCCGAAAGCGAUUCAUUCAUUCAGUCAUCAAAGACACCGAAAAUAAUUGUGUUGUGUAGAUGUUCUAAUUAAAUAGAAUCAGAAUGCAUAUAUAUUCGCAAACUUUGGUUUUUGUUUUACUAAUAGUAAGUUGUGUGUUGUGUGAAAAUAAGUACUCCAAAUCGGCCAACGAGAAAAAGAAAAGUGAGGUUGAUUUUAGAAACUUAGAUAAGCCAUUCAGGAUGAAUAAACUUAAUUUAUUAUGGACUAAAGCACGACAGCGCUUAACAGAACCGAAGCUAAAGUCAUUGUACAGUGACUUGAUGAUACAAGACAAGGAAGAGCUCAUACAAAAGAGGGUGAAGAGUGAAGGAGGAGAUAAAGAGGGCUUGAAGGAAGCAGAACUGAGGCGCAAACUUAGCAACAUUAUGUCGAACUAUGGACUCUUACAUCACUUUGAACCUGAUGCACCCAGAGGAAAGGAUCAUCCUGGUUUCAAUUCAGCAAUGGAUGACUACAUUAACAAAAGUAUAUUCAAAGACAAGAAGCUCAACUACUUGUGGACCAAGGCUGAGUCAGCAGGAUUCACUAUGGAGGAGCUGAUGGCUUUAAGAGAAGAGUUCACACAUCAUCAGGAGAAAAUCGACCAGUAUUAUGACCUCUUCAGUGAUGAUUCACCAAAAAAUGAUGCUUUUAAAAAUGUUAUAAAUGAAGAUGAGUUAGACAAGUUUAAUGAGAUUGGAGGUGACCAAGCAACAGAGAUGAACAAGGAUUACAUUGACAAAGCCAACCUCAUUAGAGAAAAGCACCAAGUUUUAAGGGAUGGCUAUGAUAGAAUACAAAGGGUUAUUGCUAAAGGUCCCAACAAUAAGGAGUUCAUAGAACCUAAGGUGCAAGGACUAUGGAAGAUUGCAGUAUCAGCUAAUUUCACAACUGAAGAACUAGCUUCUUUGAAGGUGGAACUGCAGCAUUACGAGUCUCGACUGUUGAAAUUACGUCACUUGCAAGCUGAUCAUGUAAGCAAUCGUGAAAAACACAAGAGCAAGGUGGCCGGGACAGGCGACAAAUUCAAUCAUUUUGAAGACCAGGAGCAGAUGAUCAAAAAGCACUCCAGAAAGGUUGAGAAGAUGCACGCAGAUCUUGAGAGCAAGAUAUUAGAACGUCAUACAGAGCUCUAAUGCCUCAACACUUUGCCGACAUCAUUAUAAGAAAAAAAAUCUUGUAUUCCAUUGACCAUGCAUUUUUGAACAAAGUGUGAUUUAUACUAAUUGUUUGGUUAAUCAUUUUUAUAGUAACCAUGUUACAUAUUGUCAUGAGGUCUAUUUUCGUAACUGUCCAAGAUUAUUUUUGUAAUAAAAAUAAGUUUACUGUGUACGUAACUUUGUAAAUAAACAAGUAAGAAUC